AUGUCGUACGCUGUUAACUCAGUUGAUGCUGCGAUGGCUGAGGCGCUGAGACACCUGAGCCAGGUAUCUACCUAUUUUCGUGAUCGCCAAAAUAACCCUGACAUCGCCAACGAAAUUGGAAGGCUGAGCACCAUGAUCGUCAUGAAGUUCUCUGAAGGCGUCGUGAAUACUUCGUGUCAUGAGAGACAGGCCCCAUUGGCUGGAAACUGGGCUCGUGUUGUUGGCGCACUGCCAGAGUCUUCCACCCAGGCUCAGGCUCAGGCUCAGACUCAAGGGCUUGCGCACUAUAUCUCACAAAUCUCCUUGGCUCCAAGCUCGCUUUCCAGACAAAGCCUGAAUAGUGACGAAGAAAUCGAGUGCCACGAUGUAGCCAGUGUCGGACUUCCGGUCAAUCUGCCGCUGGUGCCAUGCCAAAGUGAGGCCAAGGCUGGAGUAAUCCGUAUUCAUGGCAAAAUUGCGAGAGACCAACAUACCCAGUAUAUCACCACUCGCAUCCACGAGGGUGCGCUGCUGGAAAUCCGUGUCGAGGCCGACGAUAGAACCCGUGUGACUUUCCAACUUGCAAGCGCGGCUCUUGAGUUCAUGAAAUCCAACCAUGAAAUGGUCAAGUUGCUGGGUUAUGGUCGUUUCGGCCACGGUUACCACGUCGAGCUGGCCGAGAUUGUGGACUGGAAUGACGACCUCCGUCGCAUGAAUCAGCCGAUCCGUGAGCGACGCCGCCUCUCUUUCGCCAGAAAGAGACUUUUUGCUGAGGGGAUGACCCCUGAGAAGUGGAAGCAUGACGUUCGCUCGGUGGCAGGACCUGGCGCUAUCGACUUUCUUUGGGUCUUCAAUUCUGGCAAUGCUACUGCUGUGUUCAACAGCACCAGCAUCGCUCGUCGUGUGCUGGAGGCAUUCGAGACUUGGAAAAACGCUCGCACUGUCUACAGUGGUGUCUCGGUCACCUACUCCUCUGAUCCCUGCGAGAAGGAGCUCGCCUUAGUUCGCGAGAGCCGUGCCAAUAUGGGCAGAGGCUAUGUGAGGCGGACCAUCCGCUGAAUGAAUUGAACAAUCUAAGUGAUGAUUGACCCUGAAGGACAACCAACAUUAUCUCAAUGUUCUUGAUUGGAAACAUUUUACCGGUGGAGAGAUCUUAGGAUAAAAACGAGAAAAGUCUAAAAAAGCAUGAAAAGUGAAACAAGCAAAAAAAAGAAACAAAAGAAACAACCAGAGUGACAGUGCAGAACAGGGGCCUAAAUUG
Messenger RNA from Aspergillus saccharolyticus JOP 1030-1, 1240 nucleotides. RefSeq lists its product as uncharacterized. The coding region runs from base 1 to 1038 and encodes 345 amino acids. The transcript is spliced from 4 exons. The record is from RefSeq and is a predicted model, not a curated record. NCBI's taxonomy places the organism in Eukaryota, Fungi, Ascomycota, Eurotiomycetes, Eurotiales, Aspergillaceae.